AAGGGUUGAAAUAAGUUCGUAUGGAGAAGUCGAGGUCUCUCACAAAAAAUAAAAAUAAAAGAUAGUAACCCGCCCACUGCAGUCUUUUAGAGGUUGAGAUAAAUUUUCAUGCCAUCAGGCCGCGAUUCUUUUCGUCGUUUCUCCCCGAAAUUACUUAUUCCCAACACCCUCAAAACCUUCGUCCCCGAGCCACCCGACCAGUGAACGCUAGCCCCCUCCCCCCUCCCCUUUUCAGUACCUCCACGACAGGCAGCAUCGCUUCGGAUCGUGUGCUGCCCCGUGUAACUUAUCAAAGCAAUAGGGCCAGGAGUUUGCUUGCAACAAUGGACGCCGCCAUGGAGUGCAACAUCUGCACGCAACGGUACAACUUCGGGGAUCGGAUACCUAAAGUAAUGCCAUGCGGGCACACGGCUUGCUUGCAGUGUUUGUGGCAGGUGGAUCACAAAUGCCCGAGAUGUCGCAAGGGAUUCCGUCCCGAAGCGGAUGGACUCUCAAACAAUUACGGUCUAUUGGAUGUCCUUGACGCCUACGCCAAAGACUCUCUGGCGCGCCACUUGAAGGACACCCUCCCCCAGGCUGCAGACCAACUCGAGGACCUGCGGGACCAGACCCAGGGAGAGCAGGCUUUGCAGGCGGUCACCCUCAUGAGCACGGAGUCCUGGGACCUGACCCUUAGGGGCGAGGGCUGCGUCUUGACGGGGACCCUUCGGAACAAUACCAAGGAUCCACUCAUGAUGGCUUUGCACUUAAUCUUAGCGACGAGGGUUCAAUUGAAAGAAAACCCAAACAUCGGCGGAAAUGUUGGUGCAAACCGUCCACCACCGGUACAGGCAGCCCCACGCAUCCAACGAAUUCAACUUGUUGGACCACCUCCUGCGGGUCGUAAUCGUGAUCGACACCUGGAAGAGGAGGAAGCAGUGGUGAGACGGCUGCAAGUGCGGUGCAACACGGACCACACGGCGAGCCUCACCCUGCUGCAGGCCGCCGCACCGGCCGUGGAGGAGCUGAUGGUGUGCAACCCCCGCUCGGCCCACCUGCUCGCGGUGUGCGCCAUGCCGCGGCUCAAGAGGCUGGAGUUGCGGAGUAUCGACGGGGCCCUGGACACGCUGCCGCCCUUGCUGCCCGUCGAUGUCCCAGCGGAAUACUGCGGCUUGCAGUGGCUCAGGGUUUCGGGCCUUCCCCGCAUCACUCUGCAGUCCCUGCUGCAGGCCCACGGGCGCACGCUGGAGGUGCUGCGGCUGCGGGUAGGCACGCAGGGUGACGAGGGGUGGCCAAUCAACUGCAACGACCUGCACGACCUGCUGCAACAGUGCGACCUGCGUGUGAUGAGGAGACUCGUGCUGGUGAGAGGUUUGCCGUACUGCCACUGGCGAGGCGACUGCUUCGAGCAGCGCGGUCUGGUACGGCGAGCACUGCAGGGAAACCCGGAGGUGAUGUGCAGCGAAUGUGACGGCCUGGAGGCUGAAGACAGCUUCUAGAAACCCUCCGCUCGGACCAAUGGCAACGGCAACGGCAACCAGCAACAAAUGCAGAGGUGGUGGCGUCUGACUUCUUCUUACGUUACUAUACCUACUGUACAUCGGAACAGAUUUGCUACAAUAAUCUUUUUAUGUCUCUGUAAAAAUUGAAACCAAACAUAUUGUGCAUUAAAUUUAUAUUUUCUUCUAA
Messenger RNA from Frankliniella occidentalis (western flower thrips), 1668 nucleotides. RefSeq lists its product as uncharacterized. Lineage: Eukaryota; Metazoa; Arthropoda; Insecta; Thysanoptera; Thripidae. The transcript has 5 exons. Gene Ontology annotation, molecular function: ubiquitin protein ligase activity. Bases 324 to 1478 code for a protein of 384 amino acids. The record is from RefSeq and is a predicted model, not a curated record. Gene Ontology annotation, biological process: protein ubiquitination.